Messenger RNA from Andrographis paniculata, 853 nucleotides. RefSeq names its product NAC domain-containing protein 90-like. Lineage: Eukaryota; Viridiplantae; Streptophyta; Magnoliopsida; Lamiales; Acanthaceae. Bases 184 to 792 code for a protein of 202 amino acids. The record is from RefSeq and is a predicted model, not a curated record. The transcript has 3 exons. Gene Ontology annotation, molecular function: DNA binding. Gene Ontology annotation, biological process: regulation of DNA-templated transcription.
UCUCAAUCCACACGCUUGACGAACCCUCUCUCUCUUUCCCUCUCUCUCUCUCUCUCUAUAUAUAUUACACAUAAGUGAUAUAAUUAUAUCAGUUUAUCCCCGCCAUACCUAUGCAUAACAGUAUGCUUAUAGCACACAAAACAAAUAUUAAAUAAUAAUAAAUAAAUAAUAUUUUUAGAGAUAAUGGGAGGAUGGGGUACAGUGAAGGAGGGUAAUCUCAGCCCCCCUCCACCACCCCCAGGAUAUCGAUUUUACCCUACAGAGGAAGAACUCAUCACCUUCUACCUUCACAAUCACCUCCUCCAUACCCAUAACCAAACCCUAAUUCGCCACGUCAUCCCUCUCCUCAACAUUUACAACUUCGACCCAUGGCAUCUCCCAAAGCAUUCUGGGGAGCUCUGCCGCGGCGACACCGAGCAGUGGUUCUUCUUCACGGGGAGGCAGGACCGGGAGUCCCGCGGCGGCCGGCCCACCCGCAGCACCGCCUCCGGCUACUGGAAAGCCACUGGCUCGCCGAGCUACGUCCGCGCCGCCGCCGCCGGGAAGGUCAUCGGCGUCAGGAAGUCGAUGGUGUUCUACAAGGGGAAGGCUCCGAUGGGGUGCAAGACCAAGUGGAAGAUGAACGAGUACAGAGCCAUCCAACAGGAUCCCGCCACGUGUACCCCUCGGCUGCGGAAUGAAGUGUCCCUCUGCAGAGUUUACGUGGUGUCCGGGAGCACAAGGGCGUUCGACCGCCGGCCGGAAGCUUUUCCGGCGACGGCGAUCAAGAUCGACAAAGAAGACAGAUUGUAAUUGAAAUAUAUACUUCCUUGUCUUUACCGUCUCAUAUAAAGAAUAAUAUUUGUUUUUUGAA